Messenger RNA from Penaeus vannamei (Pacific white shrimp), 2665 nucleotides. RefSeq names its product cyclin-dependent kinase-like 1. The record is from RefSeq and is a predicted model, not a curated record. Lineage: Eukaryota; Metazoa; Arthropoda; Malacostraca; Decapoda; Penaeidae. Gene Ontology annotation, molecular function: ATP binding; protein serine/threonine kinase activity. Gene Ontology annotation, cellular component: nucleus. Gene Ontology annotation, biological process: protein phosphorylation.
CCGAGCUCGCCAUGGAGGAUCUCGCCUCUGACCUCUGACUGCGAUGGAGUCCCCGUGCUGAGGCCCUGCGCUCGAACGCUUUGGGAGAGUGCGUGUGAUGUGUAGUGAGAGUGGUUGUGCUUUCGCGUGACACACUGUGGAAUAGUGUCGGAAUUCCUUGGGAGGAUGCUAGCAGCCGCAGGCGUCGAAGGCCAAGGACUUUAGGAUGAAGGACUGUCCGAGUGAGGAGAAGGGAAGCGCCGUGCCAAAUGACACGCUCUGCAGAAGGACUCAACAGAAGGAUCUCCUGUGAAGAUUGAGACUAUUAUAAGUUUUUUGCGAUCCCGGGUGUCUUCGCGCCUGAUGGAGAAGUACGAGAAGCUGAGCAAGAUCGGAGAGGGCUCGUACGGCGUCGUCUACAAGUGCCGCAACCGGGAGACGGGGCAGCUGGUCGCCAUCAAGAAGUUCGUCGAGUCUGAGGACGACCCCCUCAUCAAGAAGAUCGCGCUCAGGGAGAUACGCAUGCUCAAGCAACUAAAGCAUCCCAACCUCAUCAAUCUCAUCGAGGUGUUCAGGAGGAAGAGGAAACUCCACCUCGUCUUCGAAUUCUGCGACCACACCGUCCUCAACGAGCUGGAGAAACACCCCAAAGGUUGCCCCGAACACAAGACGAAGCGCAUCAUCUACCAGCUGGUCCAAGCCGUCAAGUUCUGCCACGCCGCCUCCUGCAUCCACAGAGACGUCAAGCCAGAGAACAUCCUUCUGACCAAGGAAGAUGUCGUCAAGCUGUGUGACUUCGGCUUCGCUAGAAUGCUCAGCCCGGGCGAGAACUACACGACUACGUGGCGACCCGGUGGUACCCGCGCCCCCGAGCUCCUGGUGGGGGACACGCAGUACGGGCCCCCGGUGGACGUGUGGGCCAUAGGAUGCGUUAUGGCGGAGCUCGUGCGGGGCGAGGCGCUCUGGCCGGGGAAGUCGGACGUCGAUCAGCUGUACCUCAUCAGGAAGACUCUAGGUGAUCUGCUCCCGCAACACAUGCAGAUUUUCCGGAACAAUGAGUUUUUCCGCGGCAUGAGCGUGCCCGAACCGGAUACCAGGGAGUCCAUCGAUGCCAAGAUGCCGCGAGACUACCCGCCGGAAGGUCUGGAUUUUAUUAAGAAAUGCAUCGACCGCGACCCGGCCAAGAGAUGGACGUGUGAGCAGCUGCUGACCCACGACUACUUCAAGGGCUACUCCUUCAAGCUCCCGGACCACGAGUUGGAGGAGUUCGAGAGAAUUCGGAGGAACUCUAGCGUGUCGGGCUCCAUGCUGUUCCCGCAGCUGGCCGGCAGCACGCCCGCGGGCGGCGGCUCCCUGUCGACGGCGUCGUCGCCCGACAUGCGCCACCCGCACAACAGAGGCUCGCGCAACUUCGACCACCUGCCCACCAUCUGACAGAAUGGCCUCGGGCUCUACCAGCCUCCAGCCCUGCCGCCCAACGUGGUGCCGACACCCACGCCCCCGCUGGACCCCAAGGGCUCGAACGGCGUGGGCGCGCGGGGAAUCCCGAGGGCCGCAGCCUUCAGUCCGCCCAUGACGCUGGGGGCACGCCAACCCCCGCCCGUGCUGGACACUGCAGACCUGUACGCCAUACUGUACCGCAAAUACAAUUCAUCUUAGGUUUUGAGUGUGUGAAAUAAAAAUAUAUACAUAUCUAUACAUAAACUUGACCAAGCGAACCUCUGAAGUAGCAGUAACCAAUCACACGUCUGACGAAGCGACGGCGCCGCGCCCCAGGGCCGGGGCGCCGCGCCCUGCCUCGGCCCGGAGCGGCGCCCCGCAGCCCGGGAGAGCACGAGUGUCGAGGACUGAGCAACUGGAAGACCCGAGGACUGGCCUGACUCGCUGCCUAAUGUCGCUUGCAUUAGGGAACCUGUAUGAGUUGUCGCCAACGCUUUCCUUUGGACCUUGUGGAGGUUCUCCGUUCUUAGCGUCCUUACGAAAUAGAUUUGCCUGUUUAACUGCAGCAAUGUACCUUUAGGUGAUCACAAUUAGUUAGUGAUAAGGUGAGAUUUUAUUAGAUGUUUUAUUCGAAAAAGGGAGAGACAAAAAGGGAAAUGAUGCAUUCAUGUACAUAAGAAAAUGACCGUCCAAGUCUGUGAUCUGAGAGCUCUACCGCUUCUCAUAGUCUAGGAAAUUGCCUGUAUUAUGUUUUUUUUCGUUUCCUCUAGUGUGUAUGUAGAUAGACCAAAGCAUGCCACAUAAACAUAUUUUCUUAAUGUUUUUCCUUUUUUCUUGCAUGUAUGGAUUCACGUGUCUUGACAGAGAAAGUAUAAUUCAGGGAGUCUUUGUGCUGUGGUGGUGACUGAGACGCUUUGGUGACAAAGCCCAGAAACAAUGUGACACUGAAAGACCCAAACAUGUAUUAUAAUGGGUACAAAUGUAAGAAAUUAUAGGUGAAUUUUCGAUGAAAACUAAGAUUAAAAUUCUUUUGGUGACCAAAUCGUGAAUUGAAUUAUUAUUAUUACUUUUUACAAAUAUUUCUUCACGUGUCACUACGGGUCAAAUAACCAGCUUAACGGCCGAUGGAGGUCAUCUUGAAAAUCACCUUUAAACGACAAAAAAUUCAAAAUAAACAAAAAGGAAACUGGUCUUUAAAACUACUCUAUAAAUAGAGGGUUCAUAUAUAUGUUCAAAGUUUUGCUUU